Molecule: messenger RNA, 1560 nt
Organism: Hemicordylus capensis (graceful crag lizard)
Lineage: Eukaryota; Metazoa; Chordata; Lepidosauria; Squamata; Cordylidae
Product: retinal homeobox protein Rx1
Exons: 3
Coding region: 291-977 (228 amino acids)
Biological process (GO): positive regulation of transcription by RNA polymerase II
Molecular function (GO): RNA polymerase II cis-regulatory region sequence-specific DNA binding; DNA-binding transcription factor activity, RNA polymerase II-specific
Source: RefSeq, a predicted model, not a curated record
CUUAGAGCAAUUACUUGUCCAGAAAGUAACUGCCAAUCAUUCUUAAAGGGGAAGGCCUCCAAUUAAUAACCUCGUCUUAAUCCUCUGGACUCAGGGCCCAGUGACAUCUGCAAGACUAAAUAAAGAAUCUCCCCGGGGCUUUAGGCGAGGUGGGCUCCGUGACAAUUAAGGCGACUACCGAGAACUUUGGCUGCCAAGCUCCGAGAUUGGGAAGGUUGAGCUGCUUGUUUGCCUUUCCCGGAGGGACCGUCAAAGUUAAAUACUUCUGCGCAAUCCAAGUAGGCAUCAAGAUGUUCCUCAGCAAAUGCGAGGGGGAGCUGGGCGAGCUGAGGAAGAGCUUGGACAGCGAGAGCACCACGCCGGAGAAUCCCGAUGAGGAGCAGCCCAAGAAAAAGCACCGGCGAAACCGUACCACGUUCACCACCUAUCAGCUGCAUGAGCUGGAGAGGGCCUUUGAGAAAUCGCACUAUCCAGACGUCUACAGCCGUGAGGAGUUGGCCAUGAAGGUUAACCUGCCGGAGGUCAGAGUGCAGGUCUGGUUUCAAAACCGGAGAGCCAAGUGGCGCCGGCAGGAGAAGAUGGAAGCCAACUCCAUGAAGCUCCAUGAGGCCCCCAUGCUGUCCUUCAACAGGCCCCCCAUGGCUGCCAACGUGGGGCCGAUUGGCAACUCUCUCCCCUUGGACCCGUGGUUGACAUCACCCAUUUCCAGCGCCACCACGGUGCACAGCAUCCCGGGAUUCAUGGGGCCCACCCAAGCCCUCCAGCCUGCGUACGCGGGGCACUCUUUCCUCAACAGCCCCCCAGCCCUGCCCCAGGGCAUGCAACCCAUGGCACCCACACCCUACCAGUGCGCCACAACGUUUGUGGACAAGUACCCCCUGGAGGACGUUGACCAGCGGAGUUCCAGCAUCGCGUCGCUGCGGAUGAAAGCCAAGGAGCACAUUCAGACCAUUGACAAGACAUGGCAGCCGAUUUGAUGGUGGGUUGGCCGGACCUGCCACAAGAAAUGCUGGCCAGGCAGGUGGGACUGGUGGCUGGAUCUCUCACAAGUGGCAAAAAAAAAGGCCUCUUAGCUUCCCUCAUAAGGCACUUGUGAAUGGACAAAAAUGGGGUGUGCCCCCCACACACACACCAGAGACUGAGUUGCAGUUGGGGACUCAGGUGGAGUUAUGGUCCUCUAGUGCCACUUCACCGUCCGUGACCAAACACCAUGUUGAGCGGGCAUAUUCUGGACAGCUACUCAGGAGGGGGUACUCCGUGUGUGUGUGUGUGUGUGUCAGUCUCCCCACUUGCAAGGGGUGGCCUCUUCCACUCUAAAAGGUGGUAGUGGUGACAAUGGAAGAACUGGAAGGAAAGAAUUCUGCAGUGUGACCCCAUUUCCUUAUAAGGAUCUUUGCUAUGUCAUCACGGAAGUUGGCGUUAUGGCUACAGAGAUGUCUGCCUCUGUAUUAAAAACGUCUUCUCUCUCAGGAUAAGAAAGCAGAUGUUAGGUUACUGACGUGUAGGGCUGCCAUAUUUUUGACUUGAAAACUUAGGACACCCUUCCCACUGUCUUUUAAA